GACUUGUGUUUUGUUUUAGGCAAGAAUCCGUUGAGAUUGGGAUACACUCAAACUAGGAGCAUUGGGUUUUCUCUGCAGUGGAAAUAAAUAUUUUAAAAGCAAUUUGUGAAGCAUCUUAUCUUAACAUCGAGGCUGCAACAACACAAAAAGAAGAAUGGAAUAUAGGGCGAAGAAAAGGAGCAGGACCCUCUAUCGGCAAGUACUCUUUCCUUUCCUGCUGCCUUUGUUCUGCGCAGCUCUUGGGAAGCAAAUCCACUAUUCUAUUCCAGAAGAAAUGGCCAGGGGCUCGGUGGUGGGGAACCUUGCUGAGGACCUGGGGCUGAAUGUUCAGGAUUUACUGACCCGAAACCUUAGAAUUGGUGCAGAGAAAAAAUACUUUACUAUAAACACUGAGAAUGGGAAUAUACUUGUGAGUGAAAGAAUAGAUCGGGAGUUGCUCUGCUCCCAGAAUUCCCUGUGUGUUGUGCCCUUAGAGAUUGUAGCAGAAAAUCCUCUAAAUGUUUUUCACAUAAACGUGAUGAUAGAGGAUAUAAAUGAUAAUCCACCCAACUUCCCCCAGAGCAGCAUUGUUCUACAAAUCAAUGAACUUGCAAUUCUGGGGACUCGGUUUGGCCUGGAAUCUGCUAUAGAUGCAGAUGUAGGACCUCACUCUCUCCAGGAUUACCAGCUCAGCUCUAACGAACAUUUCUCUUUGAUGGUGAAGGGCAAGUUGGAAGACAAAAUUGCCCCUGAAUUAGUGUUGGAAAAGCCCCUGGAUCGGGAACAACAGAGCUCCCAUCUCCUGAUCCUGACAGCAGUGGAUGGGGGAGACCCAGUCCUGACUGGCACAACUCAAAUUCAAAUCAAGGUCAUUGAUGCCAAUGAUAACCCACCAGUGUUCAGCCAGGAUAUAUACAAAGUCAGCCUUAAAGAGAACAUGCCCCCAGGCACCUCUGUGCUGAAGGUGACAGCCACCGACCAAGAUGAGGGCAUCAAUGCAGAGAUCACCUACUCCUUCAAAUCACUAGGACAUAAUAUUGGAAAUAAGUUUAUGCUAGACCAUCAAAAUGGAGAAAUUAUAUCCAAAGACCCUAUAGACUUUGAAAUCAGUAGCCAUUAUACCAUAAGCAUAGAAGCCAAGGACGGUGGAGGCAUGGCCACAGAAUGUAAAAUUAUACUAGAAAUUCUAGAUGAGAAUGACAAUGCUCCAGAUGUGGUUUUUACCUCAGUGUCCAGUUCCAUAACCGAGGACACAAAGCCAGGCACCGUGAUUGCUCUGUUCAAAACACAUGACAAAGAUUCAGGAGAAAAUGGGGAAGUCACAUGCCUCAUAAAAGAAAAACUUCCUUUUAGAAUUGAAUCUUCCGCCAAUAAUUACUACAAACUUGUAACAGAUGGGACCCUGGACAGGGAGAAGACCCCAGAGUACAAUGUYACCAUCACUGCUACCGACAAGGGCAAACCGCCCCUUUCCUCCAGCACAAGCAUCACCCUACACAUUGGCGACGUCAACGACAAUGCUCCAGUUUUUCAGCAGGCCUCCUACAUGGUGCACGUGGCUGAAAACAACCCUCCAGGAUCUUCCAUCGCUCAAGUUAGCGCCUCCGAUCCAGAUUUGGGGUCCAAUGGCCAAGUCUCCUACUCCAUCGCGGCCAGCGACCUGGAGCCUCGGGCAUUGUUAUCCUACGUGUCUGUGAGCGAACAGAGCGGCGUGGUGUUCGCGCAGCGAGCCUUCGACCACGAGCAGCUGCGUUCCUUUGAACUGACGCUUCAGGCUCGUGACCACGGCUCUCCCGCGCUCAGCGCCAACGUGAGCCUGCGCGUGUUGCGCCUGCUGGUCGCUGUGCGUGAUGGUGGCCAGCCGCCUCUUUCGGCAACAGCCACUCUGCUCCUGGUCUUUGCUGACAGCCUGCAGGAGGCACUGCCAGACCUCAGUGACCGCCCUGUGCCCUCAGACCCCCAAGASGAGCUGCAGUUUUACCUGGUGGUGGCCUUGGSCUUGAUCUCAGUGCUCUUCCUCCUGGCAGUGAUUCUGGCUAUUGCCAUGCGCCUGGGUCACUCCUCCAGGUCUGCUUCCUGGGGUUGCUUUCACUAUGAUCUCUGUUCUCARGCUAGGCCAAGCGUUUCUCUCAACUACAAUGAGGGAACUUUGCCUUAUUCAUACAAUAUGUACGUUGCUUCGGAUUCCCGCAAAACAGAGUUUAAUUUUCUCACUAUGACGCCAGAAAUGUUCCCCCAACAAGAUCUUUCUAAUGAAGCUUCUUUGGCAGUAAAUGUCACUGUGGAGAAUAACAAGAUAAAUUUUGACUCUGUUGCUUCUACUCACGUGAGUUUCAAUGAGUCCUUUAUUUGUAUGUGGUUUGGUUUAAUUUUCAUACCAAUAUUUUGGCAAGAAAAUCUUAAGCAGGGAGAGAAAAGCAGAGAUCCUGUUCGCCUUGCAUGCGCCAAAAACACAAGCACAGAUAGAUUGAAACAGACCAUCUUUGUGAAGAAACUGAACGGAGGAGCUCGCACCACCCGCUCGCCUCAACUAUCCGGAGACAGGAGAGCUGAUCCUGACUUCGGUGUCAAGGGUAGAAUUAGAAAUAAUCCUAGAGGAAAGUGA
Molecule: messenger RNA, 2584 nt
Organism: Urocitellus parryii (Arctic ground squirrel)
Lineage: Eukaryota; Metazoa; Chordata; Mammalia; Rodentia; Sciuridae
Source: RefSeq, a predicted model, not a curated record